This is a messenger RNA of Penicillium roqueforti, 1596 nucleotides long. Its product is annotated as putative GABA permease. Gene Ontology annotation, biological process: transmembrane transport. The record is from RefSeq and is a predicted model, not a curated record. Bases 1 to 1596 code for a protein of 531 amino acids. Gene Ontology annotation, cellular component: membrane. The transcript has 7 exons. Lineage: Eukaryota; Fungi; Ascomycota; Eurotiomycetes; Eurotiales; Aspergillaceae. Gene Ontology annotation, molecular function: transmembrane transporter activity.
AUGACAGUCAUCAGCAGAUCCAGACCUGACUCACAGCAGACGAUGACUGGCCUUGACGACGAGGAGUACGCGGAGAAAGGCCUUGUUGAGCCUCAGUAUAUGGGCACGCUGGCGGAUAAGCGUGAUAUGAAUGCUCUAGGUCGAGUGCAGGUUCUACGAAGAAACUUUCGGUUUAUUUCUAUUGUAGGAUUUGGAUGCACUUUGAUCUGCACAUGGGAAGUUAUCUUGACAUUGUUGGCGGCUGGCUUGACCGAUGGGGGUACCGCGGGCUUGAUAUGGGGGUUCAUCAGCGUCACAUUGGGGUUUACACUUGUCUACGCCAGCAUUGCUGAGAUGGCCUCGAUGGCUCCCACUGCUGGUGGACAGUACCAUUGGGUGUCGGAGUUCGCACCAAAGAGAGGACAAAAAUACCUCAGCUAUAUCACAGGAUGGCUUUCUGCAAUGGGGUGGCAAUGCGCCAUUGUAUCCAUCGCCUACCUUGCUGGCACAAUCAUUCAAGGCCUGAUCGUCUUAAACCAGCCAGACUAUAACUUCCAGCGAUGGCAUGGCACCAUGCUAGUAAUUGCCAUUUCGACAUUCUCAAUCUUAUUCAACACCUUCUUAGCCAAGAAUCUUCCCUUCGUGGAAGGACUGAUUUUGAUCAUUCAUGUUGUUGGUUUGUUCGCUAUCAUCAUCCCGUUGUGGGUACUCGCACCACGCAACAAUGCCCACGCAGUCUUCACCACGUUUAACAAUGGGGGCGGCUGGGAUAGCCCUGGGACGGCAACAAUGGUCGGCUUGUCCACUACCAUAACAUCCAUGCUUGGUUAUGAUUGCUCGGUUCAUAUGUCCGAAGAAAUUAAAGACGCAUCAGAGACACUCCCUAAGGCAAUGAUGUCCUCUGUCGCCGUUAAUGGCGUGUUGGGGUUCAUUAUGUUGAUCACACUGUGCUUCACCCUAGGCGAGGUCGACAGAGUCCUCGAUACCCCCACCAGAUUCCCAUUUAUCCAGAUAUUCUACAACACCACGGGUAGCAUCGCCGCGACAAACGCCAUGACUGCCGUGCUGGUGGUGACGCUGACCGCCAGCACAAUCACCGAAGUGGCGACGGCAUCGCGCCAGCUCUGGUCGUUUGCCCGGGACGAGGGGCUGCCCUUUUCGUCCUUUUUCGCAUAUGUCACACCAGGCUGGAACAUCCCCCUCAACUCCGUGAUGGUAUCUCUAGUUAUCACAGUACUACUAUCGAUGAUCAACAUCGGAUCAGAGGUCGCCCUGAAUGCCGUCAUCUCGCUCACCAUCACAUCCCUUUUAUCCGCUUAUAUCAUCUCGAUCGGGUGCGUAUUCUUAAAGCGCAUUCGGGGCGAGCCGCUCCCACACCACCGGUGGUCACUUGGGAAAUUUGGCAUGGCAGUGAAUCUUGGAGCGUUGGCGUUCCUGUGUCCGAUCUUUAUCUUUGCGUUUUUCCCUCUGUCGACGGAUGUUACGGCUGAAACAAUGAACUGGAGCGUGGCGAUGUAUGUUGGCAUCAUUGGAUCUGCGACUAUUUAUUAUUUGGUUCGGGGAAGACAUCAUUUUAUUCCGCCUGUGGCUUUGGUCCAGCGGGAUGAAAAUAGUUAG